AUGAACUCUGAAAGUGAGGAUGAGUCAUCAGAGCCCAGCACUAGGCCAUUCGGUUUGUUCACUGAGGAGGUGUUCACCAGGCAGUACACUAUCCUGAAGCCCUUGGGCCAGGGUGGCACUACAGAAGUGAGGCUAUCGUCUCACCGCCUCACAGGUACCCCAGUUGCUGUAAAAGCUCUCGUGAAACACGAGAGGCACUGGGCAUCAACGAUGUCAGAAGUGGAAAUCAUGAAGAUUCUCAACCACAAUAAUAUAGUUUCCCUUCUGCAAGUGAUGGAAACAGAACAGAACAUUUACAUAAUUAUGGAAGUGGCCCAGGGAGACUCGCUACUUAAUCUGGUCCAGAAGGCUGGACGCCUGAAGGAAGAUGAAGCUAGAGGUAUAUUUGUUCAGUUGCUCAGUGCCCUAGGCUACUGUCAUGGUAAAGGCAUCAUUCACAGAGAUCUAAAGCCUGACAACGUCAUAGUGGAUGAGCACGGAAAUGUCAAAAUUAUUGACUUUGGGCUAGGUGCCAAAUUCCUGCCUGGGCAAAAACUGAAAAGGCUUUGUGGAGCCUUCCAGUUCAUUCCACCGGAACUCUUCCUGGGCCUCCCUUACGAUGGCCCAAAAGUGGACAUAUGGGCCUUGGGGGUUCUUCUGUAUUUUAUGGUAACAGGGUCUGCUCCGUUUUCAGGUACCACCCUGUCUGAACUUAGUAAAAAUGUUUUGCAAGGAAGGUAUGACAUCCCUUAUAAUCUCUCUAAGGACUUAAGGAGCAUGAUUAGCCUGUUGCUGACAGUAAAUGCAAGGCAAAGACCAACUGCUCAAGACCUCUCAAGUCACCCCUGGCUUCAGGAAUGGGGAAAGACUCUUACAUUUCAUUCCAACAGAGACACCAGUUUCCCAAACCGUGACAUAAUGGUAGCCAUGGAAAAUAUUGGAUUUCAUGUGCAGGACAUUAGAGAAUCAUUAAAACACAAAAAGUUCGAUGAAACCAUGGCUACAUACCUCUUACUGAGAGUUCAGGCAUGUCAGAAUGGUGGCAAUUAUGUACAAACCAAGUUACCGAAUCCAGGGGUGGCUCCUUUUCCUUCGGCAGCAGACCCCGACACUUUCCCUCUGCCUCCCAGGAGAAGGGCCAGUGAGCCUUCCCUUAAGAUAGUAGUCUCAUCCUCUGAACAACAACAUCUGAGACAAAGUGGGGGGACACAUGCCCCUGUUCAACCGAAGAAGACACCCGUUAUGGGCAGAGGUUACAAGCGCUGCGUGACCGCCCCUUGUAUUUUACGAAGAAACACUGGGACGGAUGCAAACGCCAUCAGCUUUUCCACUAGCUCCCAGACUUUAAGUGACUCAGAAAGAAGCAGGUCUUUGCAGCCCAGGGGCUGGGCAAAAUGGAAGAAGAGAAUCAGAGCAUGCAUGCGAACAUUGUGCUGCUGCAUGGCACCCCACAAAAUAUGUCCGAGAAAGGUGUGCCCCCAAAAGUGA
Messenger RNA from Rattus rattus (black rat), 1467 nucleotides. Its product is annotated as sperm motility kinase Z-like. Gene Ontology annotation, cellular component: cytoplasm. Gene Ontology annotation, biological process: microtubule cytoskeleton organization; intracellular signal transduction; protein phosphorylation. The transcript has a single exon. Gene Ontology annotation, molecular function: ATP binding; protein serine/threonine kinase activity; tau-protein kinase activity. Lineage: Eukaryota; Metazoa; Chordata; Mammalia; Rodentia; Muridae. The record is from RefSeq and is a predicted model, not a curated record. The coding region runs from base 1 to 1467 and encodes 488 amino acids.